Molecule: messenger RNA, 427 nt
Organism: Saccostrea cuccullata (small rock oyster)
Lineage: Eukaryota; Metazoa; Mollusca; Bivalvia; Ostreida; Ostreidae
Product: ficolin-2-like
Exons: 4
Source: RefSeq, a predicted model, not a curated record
AUGGAAAAAUACAGAGCCGCAUUUCUUCCUGUGGAUUGUAAGGCUCUCCUCGACAACGGGAAGGAUCAAUCAGGCGUGUAUACAAUUUAUCCUUAUGGCACCAUUUCAAGUCCCGUCAGCGCCCUGUGUGAUAUGGAAACACAGGGUGGGGGCUGGACAGUUAUCCAGAAAAGAAAUCGAGAUGAAAACCUUAGCUUUAUUAGAACAUGGGAAGAAUAUAAAAACGGUUUCGGAACACCACCAGGAGAUGUCUGGAUAGGAAAUGACGUUAUCAAUCAAUUGACAAAGGGAAAUGACUCAUCUCUCUAUGUAUCCAUAACUCAUGUAGAUGACACAACAAAGUAUGAAUUGUAUGAUCGGUUCUCUGUUUCUGAUGAAACAGAUAAAUACAGACUCUACCUCGCAGGACCUGCCACAGGAUCAUUAG